Messenger RNA from Vicia villosa (hairy vetch), 1731 nucleotides. RefSeq lists its product as uncharacterized. NCBI's taxonomy places the organism in Eukaryota, Viridiplantae, Streptophyta, Magnoliopsida, Fabales, Fabaceae. The coding region runs from base 1 to 1731 and encodes 576 amino acids. The transcript is spliced from 7 exons. The record is from RefSeq and is a predicted model, not a curated record.
AUGGAAGCAUUGACUAAUGAGACCAAGGGGCAGGAUGACUUGCGAGUUCUCGUCGAGAACUCCAGAAGGAAUGAGAAUGGAGGACAUCGAGGGCUGUUUGACGAUGUGUCUGGCAGGAUUGACGAUCAUCAUGAUCCGAAUGAGUUUGAUCACGUAUCGAGGCAUAGUGCUGAUGGUGCACAUGAGGAAGUUGAAAGGUAUCGUCUGAUUGAAGAACGUCUCAGAGCUGUUGAAGGCAAAGGGGUGUUAGGCAUGGAUAUCAAUGACUUGGGUGCUUCAGCUAAUUUUUCCGAAAUGGUGAGAUAUGGCGAACGUGUUGAGAUGGGUCUAAAGAUGGCGAAAAUUCAGUUGGGAGCUUCUUCUAAUUCUGCUGGUGGUAAGAAGCAAACUGAAGGUUAUGCCAGAAGGAAAGAAGGAAAUGCGGAUGCCAUAUAUGGAAGGAGGGGUUCAGGGAGAAGCAAUUCACAGGUUAAUGCUGUCAUGAUCCCAGUACCACAAGGACAACGUUCCAGUAAUGAUCGCUAUCCUCCCAAGACUAGGCCUCACAGAAAGAUUGAUCCGAUUCCUAUGACUUAUGCUCAAGUGUUGCAACAUUUGCUCAAGAUUGAGAAGAUUACUUUGAGAGAUGCUCCGAAUGCGCCGGACACACAAUCUCCGAAUUACAAUGCAAAUGCACGAUGUGCUUUCCAUUCAGGUGCUGCUGGGCAUGAUACCGAGAGGUGUUCGGGUGUGAAUGCCAUUGAGAGUGAAGAGAUAAAUGUUGUAUCUGAUGUGAGCUGUUUGACUUUUCCUCUUGUAUCUGUGAAGCAACAUCUGAUUAAUAGCGGUAUCUUCCCGGGCUGUGAAAUUGAUUGUGAGAAUUGCAAAAGUCAACCUGAAGGUUGUGCUGAUUUGAAAGGUAUGGUACAAAAGCUGAUUGAUGAGGGUCCUCUUCAGUUCUAUCGAAGGUUGAGAGGUGCGAAGAGUAAGGAUGGUGAAGUGUCUGUGAUCUCAAUUCCUUAUGAUCCAGUUGUUCCAGUGUGUAUCCAAGUGCCUAUUCAGAUACCUGUCAGCAUCCCGUAUGAGGAACAACCAGCAGCGUUGAUGAUUACUGUGCCAGGGCCUAUUUCAUAUGAGAGUGAGAAGGCCAUCCCUUGGCAUUAUGGUUCAGAUGUAUAUUACUAUGGCACGAAGGAAGAAGGCGAGCCAUCUAAAGAGAAGAUCACUCGCAGUGGUAGGGUGUUCUCUCCUCAGCUUGUUCAAAAUAAUGCAGAUGCUUUGGCUAAGGCCAAAGGAAAACAAGUAGUGACCGAUGUCCAGAAUUCUCCGAUUCAGAGUGGGGCACCUGAUAGUGCUGUGUCUUCCAAGGAUGUGGAAGAAUUGUUAAGAAUCAUCAAGAAGUCUGAUUACAAGGUUGUUGAGCAGUUGGGUCAGACCCAGUCAAAGAUUUCCAUCUUGCAACUGUUGAUGUGUUUAGAAGGUCAUAGGGAUGCUCUCUUGAGAAUCCUGAAUGGCGCUUACGUCCCGCAUGAAAUAUCUGUGAAUCAGUUAGAGGUGGUAGCCAAUAAUAUUUCCGCUGGGAAUGGUUUGGGAUUUACGGAUCAUGAUCUUCCUCUGGAAGGGAGAAACCAUAACAUGGCUUUGCAUAUCUCGAUUGAGUCUCUCAUGCGAAUUGACUAUGCGGGUGUGGAGUUAAGGCCUAGUGAAUUGGUGGUGCGCGCCUUUGACGGUUCAAGGAGAGAUCGAAGGUGA